This is a messenger RNA of Strigops habroptila (Kakapo), 1273 nucleotides long. RefSeq names its product small nuclear RNA activating complex polypeptide 5 (gene SNAPC5). The record is from RefSeq and is a predicted model, not a curated record. Gene Ontology annotation, cellular component: nucleus. The transcript has 3 exons. Gene Ontology annotation, biological process: transcription initiation at RNA polymerase III promoter; transcription by RNA polymerase II. NCBI's taxonomy places the organism in Eukaryota, Metazoa, Chordata, Aves, Psittaciformes, Psittacidae. The coding region runs from base 42 to 329 and encodes 95 amino acids.
CGCGGUGGCGCGGGCGGGGCGGGGCCGUGGCGCGGCGGAGGAUGCUGAGCCGGCUGCAGGAGCUGCGCAGGGAGGAGGAGACGCUGCUGCGCGUGAAGGCGGCGCUGCGCGAGCAGCUCACGCGGCUCCGGGUGGAGGAGCUGGCCCUGCAAUCCAUGAUCAGGUCCAGAGAGGAGAAUGGGACGGUCCCUUCCUCAAGAGCAGCAGAGGAGAUUCAGAAGACUCUUGGGCAGAUGGACAACGAGGCUGCCAUCAACCAAACCGAGUUACACUUAAGUCUCCAAGACCACAGAGAGGAAGAAGAGGAGGAGGAGGAAUCUGAUUCUUGAGAGACGAAAAUCUGAGAUGGUUUCAAUACAGACUCAUGAGUUGCUUACUCAUUCAAACUCACCACCUGGUUUUCAUUUUGUCCUGUGCAUGGAUAUGAACUACAGAACGUGCAGGACUCCUGGGGUCUUGGGAAGUUACACUUGAACAUGUGAGUGUCAUGUCUUAGACGUUAAAAGAAUGAACAUUUGCUGCACAAAUAUGUAGCAUAAUCCCUUCCCUAUUUAAAACCUAAUGUAGCUUACUGCAUCCCUGGGUGUGGCUGGCCAAAGUCAUUAAGUCAGACUAAUUUAACAUCUAUUGCUACCAGCAAUAGUUUGUUCUUAUUUCCUGAUGCUGAGAAAUAAAACCAGGCCACAGAGGCUGGUGCUGAACCAGUGAUUGUGCUGUGACCUCAUUUGCCUCAACUGGGAAUUGCAAGGUAGGAAAAGCCAUGUCCAGGCUUUUUGGCUUCCAUGUUCUCACCCUCAGCCACAUUCUGAGCAUAGGGUUUACUCCUUCCUCUUUCUGUACCUGCUGGUGCUCUCACACACUGUCAGUCGGACCAACACAGUGAAGGGUUACCUACUUACUGCUUUUUCAGAGUAGCAGCUAAUAGCCUUGUACGUGCUCCUUGUAAUAAGGAACUAGUAUUUUUCAAUCAGUGUUACUUUCUUUUUCCUUAGUAAUUCAUAAAUAAUGCAAUUUCCCCUUCUGCUUUCAAGUCAUCUUCAAGGAGGAGUUUAAGAACUUAGUUAUAAAAUGGAAAGUGAGUCCCUCCCAUCUUUUUUAAUGGCACUGUAAGGAGCCAGUGCUGCUCUUUGACAGACAAGAUGUUUUUCCUCCUCCUGCAGUGCAGGUACCAUGUGGUGCAGCUGGUUAUUUUAUCAAUUCCUGUUUAAAACACAGAAAUCCAAACUCUCUUAAACUGAUUAAAAACAAACAAUAAAGGUAAUAUCCUAACUCA